AUGGCUCGCGUUCUCUCACUGGUGUGCCUUCUGGCGGUGGCCUGCCUGGCCCUGCUGUGUGGCUGUGAGGCCUCCUACCCCCUGGCCGUCUCACACGGACACGGGUACUACCCGCACAGCUACAAGUACCCUGGCUACGGAUACAACACUGGUAAACAUGGCUAUGGUUCCUAUGGUUACGCUGGCCAUGGAUACCCUGUUCGUGGCUAUAAUAGCCACUACAGUUACCCAGCUCACGGCUAUGGUAGUCACUACAGUUACCCCGUGUACAGCCAUCAAGGAUAUGGAUAUGGCUACAACCACGGGUAUAGCCUUGGAUACGGCCAUGGCCACAGCCAUUGGUGA
This is a messenger RNA of Schistocerca americana (American grasshopper), 345 nucleotides long. Its product is annotated as prisilkin-39-like. Bases 1 to 345 code for a protein of 114 amino acids. The record is from RefSeq and is a predicted model, not a curated record. NCBI's taxonomy places the organism in Eukaryota, Metazoa, Arthropoda, Insecta, Orthoptera, Acrididae. The transcript is spliced from 3 exons.